Molecule: messenger RNA, 2667 nt
Organism: Klebsormidium nitens
Lineage: Eukaryota; Viridiplantae; Streptophyta; Klebsormidiophyceae; Klebsormidiales; Klebsormidiaceae
Source: the annotation of a GenBank genome assembly
UGAUUUUGCCAGGGUGAUCCAGCAAACUUGGAAUGACGGACAGGGGAUAGACCUAUCCUAGGACUGCUUCUUUGCAGACGUCUGGACUCUGGCAUCCUUCAUUGCAAGUUGCAACCCUUCUCCAACGCAGAGACAUGUCCCGAGAGAACGCAUUUCAUCUGCAGCAGAGGUUUUGCCGGUCCCUGCAAUCUUGAGGGCACCAUUUUAAACAGUAUAGGGCCCUGAUAAAUUCUACAGCGAUGCAAAAUGGCAUCCGAUUCAUGCGUGGCCAAGAAGUAGUGCCCACGGAGUAGUGAGCCUUUUCCUGGUCUUUGGGUUUCCUGUGUAGACUAAGUUCUCAGGUCAGGGUAUCUUUUGUAGUUCGGUCCCCUUAGCCAGGGUAAUCUAGGGUAAAACCAAUUUGUUUUCUCGGAAGGCUAAUGCGUUCAACUUCAAGCGUUGUGGCCGCUAGGAGCAGAUUUGUAAGCUUCCAAAGCCACAAUGAAUGCCUUUGCCCUGUCUUAGAGUCGGCAGAGUUGACCCCAAUCUGGUCUUUGGUCUCAAUUGGGUAAAAGCAUGGUCCUUGAAUAAAUAAGAGGGCAGACACGCUCAGUCACAUCAUCUUGUGAACCAAGCAAGUUCCCUAGAGUCGCCACCAAGCAGUUGCCGUGAAACGUGAAACCUCCUGCAAUCAAGACAGGCCGGCAGCCGUGCCACUAGAGCUGCCUGAGAGUUCUCGAAAGGAGCGCGCUCUGCAUGUUGGCAGCCAAUCUCGACGGGGGGGUAGGCUGCCGAUGAGCCAAUGGUUACCAGGGCUGUCUCGCACCCCCCCGACGGACGGGCCUCCACCGCUCCAGCGGCCAGCACGUCGGCGCAGCGUCCCUGGGAGCAGGAUGCCAGCAAUGAGCGCAGGCGGCCACGCACCGUGCGCCGCUCAACGCUGUUCUUCUGCACGCUGGUGCUGGCCUCCCUGUCCUACAGCCUGCUGACGCUCUACUCAGAGUCGCCGUCGAGCUGUCCCGAACGGGAGCUGCGGAAGUCGGGGACGGCCCUGGCGGCCAGGUCCAAAUGGGAGGGGCUGUCGAUCGAGCGGCUGCGCCAGAUCGGGCUGCUGGAGAAGAGGGAGGUGUUUCGGUGCACAAGGGAGACGCUGUCGGAGUACUGCUUGCUGAGAGGGGAUGUCAGGGUGGACCUGCCGGGGGGGACGAUACGUCUGUAUGCAGAAGAUGAGGACACGACGACGGGGGAGGAGCUGAUCCAGCCGUAUCCGAGGCGGUGGGACACGCCCGUCAUGGUGCACAUUAGCAACGUCAGUGUGUCCAGUGUAUUGGGGAGGGAAGAGGCGCCGCGCUGCAAAAGGGUGCAUCCAGUGCCGGCGGUUGUGGUGUCUGCUGGAGGUUACUCGGGCAACAUCUUCCACGACUUCAACGAGGUCCUGCUGCCGCUCUUCCAGGCCGUCCACGUGUACAACGGCGAGGUGGUGAUCAUCAUCGUGGACCUGAAGGGCUCGUGGUGGUUCCGCAGCGAGGACAAGAUCGGGGACAGCAUCCUGGGCGCCAUGACCAACUACCCGGUCCGGCUGCUCGGACGGUCCGAAGAUUUGGACGGGGCGGCGCAGGGCGUCGAGUGCUUCUCCCAGGUGCUCGUCGGGACGCCGCACAACCUGUGCCUGUACGACGAGGAGGGGGGCGCGCAGGCGCGCAGCGAGCAGAAGGCCGGGGUGCGGUUGCGCGACUUCGGCAACUUUCUGCAGCGGCGGUUCGGGUUCCCGGACCAGGACUUCACGGUCGGCGUGAAGUUCACGGCGGAGAAGCGGCCCGUGCUGGGCUUCGUGCAGCGGCUGAGCACGCGCAAGCUGACCAACCUCGCCGAGUGCAUCGCGCUUGCGGAGGGCGUUGGGUUCCGCGUAAUUGUGAUCCACUUCGAGGAGCUGCCGCCCAAAGAAGUGGUGCGCGUGAUGCGGCAGCUGGACGUGUUCGUGGGGGUGCACGGGGCCGCGUUCACGAACCUCGUCUUCAUGCGGGAGAGGGGGGUCGUGGCGCAGCUGAUGCCGUGGGGGGAGUACCACGACUACCUGCGGGUGGGGCGCGAGUACAAGAACAUUGCAUUCUCGCUCAAGUGCACGUACAUGGAGUACAAGGUGCCCGUGAACGAUAGCUCGCUCUACGAAAAGUACCCGCCGGACGACCCGGUGCUCGUGGACCCGUACGGGGUGUGGCAGGAGAAGGGCGUGGUCGACGCGAUGCGGCUGUACCAUUCGCAGGACAUUGUCAUACCGGGAGAGUCGUUCAAACUCAUGGUCGAGCAUAUGUACGAGGUCGUGCUGCUGCAAGAGGGCCAGCUAGAGAUCCCCUUAGAGGUGCAGAGUUGAGGGGGAAUUUUGUUUCGCUAUGGAGGUGACUGCCGAGAUCAGUUAGGGAGUCUGCAUCAUGUGCUCGAUACUAACCACGCAUGCGGGGGUGUCUCGGAUGUAGAUUUAGAUUUGCAGUCAGCGUGCCAGGUCGAGUCUGUCAGAGCGCAUCUUGUGGUCAUGGCAGACCUGGAUAAUGUUGCGGUGCGCAAGACAGGGCCUCACACAUUGUAUGCUAGAUGCCCGCCGCCAAGGUAGAGUCUCCUUGGUCGACACGGAACUUCGAUGGGUAAUAGGCAAGGUUUACCUGAUUAUUACGUUGCGCUUGUCCUUCUUCG